Phaeodactylum tricornutum CCAP 1055/1 is the source of this 1168-nucleotide messenger RNA. RefSeq lists its product with no specific name. Lineage: Eukaryota; Bacillariophyta; Bacillariophyceae; Surirellales; Neidiaceae. Bases 1 to 885 code for a protein of 294 amino acids. The record is from RefSeq and is a predicted model, not a curated record. The transcript has 4 exons.
AUGUCUAUGUUUCGUGUCUACCAAAAGCAAGAGAGCUCGGAUCCUGUUCUGCGUUAUGCUCGUUCGCCUGCUGUGCUCCGCAAAAAAAUCAGACAGCUCGCCCCGCUCCAGAAUCGAGUCGCCGUUGUGGAUACAGGAGAGCCGUUGUUAUCGACUCGCUUGAGCCUCUCGCACGGAACCAACGGCGACGUUCGAAAAAAUGAUGCCAAUCGUGAACAGCUUAGAAGACUGCCACGAGGCCGUCCGGAUAAUCGCGUUCGCCAAUUGGAACACAAGGGCACCAAGCAUCGCACUCUGAAGUCAUCAAAGAAGUCCUCCAGUGGUAAAGGCAAGGGUUCCAGUAAAGAGGAAGAAGCUCCGGUUGUGUCCACCGAGCCCGUAGGCCUUGUUGGCUGCGUCAGCGAUCUACGCACCUGCUUGGACGGACCCAGCCUUAGAUUUUCAGUGGUCGUAGAAAACAGCUUUUUGCCGGACGAGUUGGAUCUCACGGUGGUCCCUCCUAGUGGCGGUCUAAUCAAUUACUUGAGCCCCAAAAACGAAACAAGCUUGGGAAACUUUUUCAUUACCUACGGUCCAUACGACUUUCGUUCGUUUAUGUUCGAUUUCGUGAUUCUAGACGUUGGGUUUCCUCUAUCCGCGCUGGAGGCAGGCGAAUACAAUAUUCUUGUUUCAACGAGAGCUCAGGAAGACGUGGUGUGGACGCUGUCUACAAUUUUGGACGGACAGAUUGUGGGACCCCCUCUUCAGGGAGUAAUUCCUGCUGCCAACAUGGAUUCCGAUCCCAUUGUCGCUACCGUAUCGGCUCUUCACAGCUCGUCUAGUGAAGAGGCGAUGUCAGCGUCCUCAUUUUCCGUGACGACAUUCAUCCCCAGUUUAGCAAACUAGACGGCCUUGGUGUCGUUGCGCCGGGCGAAACCAUUUGGGAAAAGUACAAAAACGGUUGUGGCGGCAAUCUGAUGAAUGAACCGCAGCGAUUAUUUAUAGUUGUCAAAAAUGGAGCUGUACCCCUAUGGAUCCAACGGCUCAAUUUGGUGGAAAUGAUGAGCGCCUCUUGUUCUGUUUCAUGCAUUCUGUUCCUGACACGUGUGUUGUUGAAGACCGAUGGAUGGUACGAGCGAGCACCAUUGAGCCUCACUAUUCCAUUUAAAAUGUAUUUGUCCGUAUCGCC